Messenger RNA from Schizosaccharomyces cryophilus OY26, 243 nucleotides. RefSeq lists its product as uncharacterized. The record is from RefSeq and is a predicted model, not a curated record. NCBI's taxonomy places the organism in Eukaryota, Fungi, Ascomycota, Schizosaccharomycetes, Schizosaccharomycetales, Schizosaccharomycetaceae. The transcript has a single exon. Gene Ontology annotation, biological process: mitochondrial respiratory chain complex IV assembly. Gene Ontology annotation, cellular component: mitochondrial inner membrane. Bases 1 to 243 code for a protein of 80 amino acids.
AUGAGCCAAAAUAGUAAAGCCUUUGAAAAUGCUCGUAGACCUUUCCGUACAAAGAACCUGAUUACGGCAUUGGGAUUGGGUGGACUCGCUCUCGGCACGUUUGCAUAUUCUGUCUACAAAGUCCAUCAAGAUACACUUGAUGAUGUCGUAAUGACCCCAGAAGUUUACGAGAGAAUUGAACGCGAACGUAGACAGUCUCAAGAACUGCAAAACCAGAGUUCUAUGAAAAAUCCUCCAAAUUGA